AUGGAUACACAGACACUGCAUAUAGCAGGCCUCCCAGUCCAUCUCUUCACUGCCGCAGAUACCCCUCCCGAUGCCCCUUUGACGAUCCUCUUCUUCCUACACGGCAGACUCGGACAGUACCAAGAUAACCUCCGCCACUUCCAAUCCAUCCUCACCCAUCACGCCCACCACAAACGACAGUGUGAUUCAAGUCUCAUGCUAUGCUCAUUCGAUCAACGUAAUCACGGCCAUCGACACGUCUCAGAACGUGCCAAUACAACAUGGCAAGAUACACCGGGUAACCCACUGCACGCACAAGACAUGCAUGCGAUUCAAGUGGGUACAGCACGGGAUGUUGUGCUUCUGAUGGAUUACCUACCUGCCUACCUCACCACGCACACCAUCAAACGAUACCUCUGUGCGGGUAUCUCAUUGGGUGGCCAUGCAACGUGGUUGGCCUUACAGCUGGAUACAAGAUUAAUAGCCGGGAUCCCCAUUAUCGGGUGUCCCGACUACCUCUCCCUCAUGACUUCUCGCGCACGCACGCUGAAGGAUGGAACAGGUGGCUUGACGGAAGCGUUAUUUCCGCGGGCGUUACGAGAGGUUGUUGAACGACUCGAUCCAACGAUCCACGGGAUGCGUGAGAAACGACUCUUGGUGUUGUGUGGGGCGCGUGAUAGACUUGUGCCGUAUGAAGCGGGUCGUCGAUUUAUUGAAGCCUUGCAGGUAGAGCAGCAACACCAUGGUGGAUCGACGGAAGUGGUGGUGGAGGCGGGAGUGGGCCAUCGAUGCUCAGAUGCCAUGAUUGAGCGAUUAUGUGCGUUUGUACUUGCAGAGAUGCAUGUCCCGCAGGGUGUGCGAUUGUAG
Protomyces lactucae-debilis is the source of this 846-nucleotide messenger RNA. RefSeq names its product Alpha/Beta hydrolase protein. The transcript has a single exon. Gene Ontology annotation, biological process: proteolysis. Gene Ontology annotation, molecular function: serine-type peptidase activity. Lineage: Eukaryota; Fungi; Ascomycota; Taphrinomycetes; Taphrinales; Protomycetaceae. The coding region runs from base 1 to 846 and encodes 281 amino acids. The record is from RefSeq and is a predicted model, not a curated record.